Molecule: messenger RNA, 1275 nt
Organism: Zasmidium cellare ATCC 36951
Lineage: Eukaryota; Fungi; Ascomycota; Dothideomycetes; Mycosphaerellales; Mycosphaerellaceae
Exons: 1
Coding region: 1-1275 (424 amino acids)
Molecular function (GO): FAD binding; monooxygenase activity
Source: RefSeq, a predicted model, not a curated record
AUGCCGCUCAAAGUCAUCGUGGUCGGCGCCGGGAUUGCCGGUCUGUCAGCGGCGAUUGGACUCGCAAAGAAAGGCCUUAAAGUCGAAGUGUACGAGAGGAGAGUAAUAGGUGCAAGAGAUGAAGGGCGAGCUGGUAUCGCGCUGGGUCCGAACUGUGACAGGGUACUGCAGGAAUGGGGCAUGUUAGAGGGCAUGCCAUCGAUAUCACACGACUCUGAAAAAGUCAGCCUGGGAACAAACUCGGACGGAAGCAUUGUUCUUGUUGAUAUCAAACGGAGGGGUCACAGUUGGUGGGGGCAGAGACAAGCAUUCAAAGAGUACUUCCGCGACCAUGCCAUCAAAGCUGGGGCGAAAGUCUCUGACGGAGCAAGGAUGGUGAAGGUCGACCUGGAGAAGCCUAGCAUCACGCUGGAUGACGGUCGAGAAGUACAAGGCGACUUCAUCGUCGCUGCAGACGGAGCCAAUUCGAGGAUUCGCCAGACGCUGUUCCCAGAGUUCAAGCCGAUGAUACGGGAACAGGCGACGUUCCAGGUGAUGCUGCCGCUUGAGCAAGUUGAGAAAGACAAAGUGUUGCGGACGUUGAAGCUGGACAAGUACGUCAACAUAGUGGUCAGCCCUGGGCGCAGCAUUUUCAUGGCUCCUACACCACAUCAGCACGUAUUCGAUUUGCAGUUCACAGAUCACGAGUUUCCAUUCUCGGAAGAUCCUCAUCCAGACAAGACCAACGAGACGUUGACCGAUCUGACGUGGAUGAAGCAGCGCUGGCACGACUUUGGCCCAGCGGUGAGGAAAGCGCUCGACAGCGCAAAUUCGGCCUUCAAGUGGCGGUUCACAGAAGUAAUGGGCGUCCCACGCUGGUCGAGUCCGAACGGAAAAGUCGUUCUCGUGGGAGACUCAGUCCAUGCACAAACCCCGUUCGCCGGCCAAGGGAGCGCAAUGGGCAUGGAAAGCGGUGCGCUCCUUGCUGAGCUCAUCGCCCACAGCCAACCCGGUGAUGAUCUAUCGCCUCAGCUGGCCAUCUUCGAGAAGAUUCGCAGACCACGAUGCGAGCUCGCGCAGGAGCUAUCACUGAUCAGCGGAGACAUCUGGGCGAUCCAUGAUGAGAAGGCGAUCAAGACCAGAAACGAGAUGUGGCGCCAUGCGAAUGAUCCUGGCUAUGAGGAGGUCAAGCCGGAUAUGAAGGCCAAGUUUGGUAGUCCGCAGUUCACCAAGUGGAUGGACAAGUACGAUGUCUUCCAAGUAGCCAGGGAUGAGUUGAACAGGGCCAGAUUGUAA